Messenger RNA from Xiphias gladius (swordfish), 3284 nucleotides. RefSeq names its product ring finger protein 141 (gene rnf141). Gene Ontology annotation, molecular function: ubiquitin-protein transferase activity. The transcript has 6 exons. Lineage: Eukaryota; Metazoa; Chordata; Actinopteri; Istiophoriformes; Xiphiidae. Gene Ontology annotation, biological process: protein autoubiquitination. Bases 169 to 855 code for a protein of 228 amino acids. The record is from RefSeq and is a predicted model, not a curated record.
GUGUCUCUCUCUCUCUCUCUCUCGUCGCGCCACACAGUCGCCUCCAUCUUUCUUGCCUCCAGGAGGAACGUCGGCUCCUCCGACCCGUGGCUGGUCGACUGGCUCUGCAGAACUGAAUGAGGUGCGGUCUUCUGCUAGUGCUGUUUUGUAAGUCCUGCUGCUGCCAGGAUGGGCCAGCAGCUCUCAGGUCAGGCGGUGAUAAACCGUCUGCCUGAGAAGCUGGUGAAACACGUCGGACUGGUACGUGACAGCGGCUACCUCACCUACGAGGAGUUUCUGGCAAGAGUGGCCGAACUUAACGACGUUACGGCCAAGCUAGCUGCAGGACAGCAGAAGCACCUGCUGUUUGAGGUGCAGCCAGGAUCUGAUGCCACAGCCCUGUGGAAGGUGGCCGUCAGGAUCGUCUGUACCAAGAUCAACAAGGAGAACGGUAUGGUGGAAGCAUCUCGGAUCAUGAACCUGUACCAGUUCAUCCAGCUGUACCGCGACGUCACCAGUCAGGCUGCUGAGGUGCUGUCUGCAGAGGGCGCCACCGAGGGCCCGUCUGCCCAGCUCCCCUCCACGGACUCCUGCCAGGCCAGCAUGUGGAUGGGCAGAGUGAAGCAGCUGACUGAGGAGGAGGAGUGCUGUAUCUGCAUGGAUGGAAAGGCCGACCUUAUCCUGCCCUGUGCACACAGCUUCUGUCAGAAGUGCAUUGAUAAAUGGAGCGGGCAGAGCCGAAACUGUCCCAUAUGCCGCCUGCAAGUGACUGCUGCCAAUGAAUCGUGGGUAAUGUCUGACUUCCCCACAGAGGACGACAUAGCCGGCUACAUCCUCAACUUGGCCGAUGAGGCAGGCCACCCACACAGGCCUUAACACACAAAGCACUGAGCCAAUUAGAUAACAAUGGAAAUCGACCCGUACCAAGUAGACUUCGCAACACAAAAUGUCACUUUCACUGAGGAGGAGAUUCUUUAUUUUUAUUUUUUUUUAAAUCUAAAACGCUAAUAACGCAGAGGAAACCAGUCUGGUUUCCUACUCCUUAUGUUCUUAGUGACAGGCACAGAACAUGAAACUUUAUUUUCCAGGUCCCCUUUUUUCCAGAUGAGUUCCUGGAACCCUUCCUCUUAAUUUCCUAACAAAUUGGCUGGUAAUUAACCAUAAAUUACUAGAAUAUUUCCAAGAAAGGCCUAUACAACUUGUUACUAGUUAUAAGGGAAAGGCGUUAGUCGCUACAGUUAUUAGGUACUUGUUUGUUAUAAUUGACUUUUUAAGAAAAAAGUGGGAAAUUAUGUAGUCGGAUGUGAAAAAUACUUAAUUAACUGACGUCAAUAUCUUGGAAUAGCUUCUUGGAAAGACUAACAAAUUUUCUUAGAUAGAAAAUGUGCCACACUGAGUCACUUUAUUUUACAGGCCCGGUGUGUUGAAAUUAGGUAGAAAUAUAUUUGUAAGCAUGAAUGCUGAGCCUGUUUAAUUUUAUAGCAUGUAGCGUUUUAGUUGUGGUUCAGUGUAUCCGUUUGAAAUACAAAACUAAGGAUUUUUCCACUGCAGGUAAGCAUGCAAUUCAACCACUAUGCAGCAUAAUGUCAAUCAAAUUAAUAUUUACCAAUUACCAAGUGGAUCAAUAAUAUGAAAGGAGUAGAAUCCAAAUUAAGAGUUUUUGUUUGUCUAUCUAGGAAACUCAAAUGGAUAUUGUUUGUGUACAUGAAUUAUUUUUCACCUACCUGCUACUAGUUUUUCUUUCAAAAUUAGGAAAUUAUGUAGUCAUGUAAUUAGUAACAAAUUAGGCAGGCCUUUCUUGGAAACAUCCUGGUCAUUUACAGAUAGAUUUUGGGAAAUUAUGAGGGAAGUUUCAAGGAAAUGAGCCGGAAAAGACAGGAUCUGUAAAAUAAAGUGUCACCAUGAAACCCCGUCUCUUUGAGUCUUAAAAAUCCCAGGAUGCUCUUUGUAACCCACGCAUUGUAGAUGUGGUGCUUUAUGGUAACUGUGUGUGAUAAUAUGUUGUCUGAAGUGAAAAUUCAGUAUUUGUAGUUUGCUGUAAUAAACUAUAAUCUGUUAAUUUAACACACACAAUAACCACAAGUACAGCUCUUACAGUACUUCUUGGGUUGAUUUAACCGACACGGGAAACCAGAAACUUUAUAAUGUGAAUCCUGAUCCAAGUGGAAGUUGCCUUUCUCGUUAACAUGAACGGGACAGAAGAUGAGGCAAAAGGGGUGAACUAAAGUCAGCUCUCAUAUGCAGAAGGGGUUGGUAAAUAUAAACCCCACACACACUCAUAUUCAAUUUUAAAGGAAUAGUUCAACAUUUUGGAAAAUAUUUGCUUCAUGGCAGAGAGUUAAUGAGAUAGUUGACGCCGCUCUCAUGUCUGUCUGUUAGCUGGUUACCUGACAACAGCUCAGAGCCAAGAAAUAGUCUGGCACACAACCCCCCAUAAAACAGCAAAUUGACAUUUUUAUACUUUAAUUUCUUUUUAUGUAUGUGUUAAUUAGUGAGCUUUAGAGGUGUUUGUAGGGGAAUUUUGUUAACUCUGGAAAGCUGUUUACCCCUGUUUCCAGUCUUAAUGCUAAGCUAAGCCAACUGGCUGCGGUCUGUAGCCUUCUGUAUAACCAGCAGAUUUGAGAGUGGUAUCGAUCUUCUCAUCUAACUCUAGCGGAAGGCAAAUAAGCACCUUUCCCAAAAUAUAGGACCUUUGCUUCAUCAGCAAAUCCUAGACACUAAACGCGCCCCACGUUUUGCCAGAGUAUCCAGUCAAACUUUAAAGCUAAAUUUAUUUUUCCACAUGUAGAGCCGUUCAGUAGUCUCUGCAAUGUAAGCCUGCAUGUUUAUAUCUCACAAGACCUGCCUUAUGAGCUGUGUCAUGUAAACAUGUUAUAAACUGAUGCUCUGACCACUUCAGACCUGACGUAGUGACUGAUACUCUAUUGGGUGUACAGGACUAAUCAGUUUUAUAUGAUUUUAAUGAAUUUGCUUGCUGUGGUAUUUUCUGUACUAUGUCGUUCUCAUCUUUUAAUUUUUUUUUUUUUUCUAUUCCGUAAUUGUAUUAAGAUUAUUUUAAUCUGAUUGCUGUAGAAGUACUGUAGUUCCCUUUCCCAAAACAGCCAAUCUUGGCUUUGCUUUGCUCCACUUUCUCAUGCCAUUAAUUCAAGAUAACUGAUUUUCUGAGAUAGGCAGCUUUUCAGUUACAACUGACCUCUUGUAUGGUUACGUAGUGUUACGUAGAAUUUAAAGCCACAAAAAUAUUUUUAUUUUGAAUAAAUAUUUCUGUCCUGGUUUCCGAAUCAAAUAAAUCACAGGCAGAUUUA